Aspergillus pseudotamarii is the source of this 827-nucleotide messenger RNA. RefSeq lists its product as uncharacterized. The record is from RefSeq and is a predicted model, not a curated record. The coding region runs from base 605 to 808 and encodes 67 amino acids. NCBI's taxonomy places the organism in Eukaryota, Fungi, Ascomycota, Eurotiomycetes, Eurotiales, Aspergillaceae. The transcript has a single exon.
CGGUGAGUGCGUGAGUGCGUGAGUCAUUUUUCGGGGGUUUGAGUUAGGGUAGGGUGUCUCUCUCUCUCUCUCCUGGGAUUUGGGACUAAUUUAUUUGAGACUUGGGGUUUGUCGGAUUAUAUUAUUCUGUUUUGGGGGGUCAAUGUAUAGUUGUAUGGUUUGUAUUGGUGUUCUUGGGUUUGGGAUUAGGGAUGUGAUGUGAUGUGUUUGUUAUAUUGGAGAUAUAUGUACUGACCCUUUAGGUCGAAUUGUGGUUGGUAUUUGUAAACUGUCUGAACUACUGGUAUGUAUAAACUAUGCUUGGAACUCCUUGUAGAGUAUCAAAUGAAAUAUGGAGUGAAAAUGAAUAUACCAAAACCGACGUCCUUUAGUGCAGGGUCGGGGUUGAAUCCAUGAGGGUUGGCUACUCAAGUCACGCACGUCCUUAGGAUUCUGUUCCUGAUUUGCUUCCAUAAGAGGGUGAUCAACUGUGACUUGUUUUUUUGGUAAUAUACUCUACAUCAUGCAUAUUCUUAGGUUCUGAGUGGGAAUUAUAAGAUGAUUAAAUACAGUAAUAUGUGUGGUAGAGGAGAUUUGGUCUGAGGAUUAAGGGUUGUGUUUGCGGAUGGGAUGUAAGCUCUCUCUUCAUUGUCUAGAUUGCCAAUACAAUUCGCGUACUGUAAUCUGGUUACGAUGGGGCAGCUCAUUCUGGAGCGCUUUAGUGGGAAGAAGUAUGCUAUACAUCUUGAGUUGCGUUUGGAUUGGGACUACCGUAUUGGGCACAUCUAGGGCUGCCUUUGCGUUGGAGAAACGAAGGGUGUAUGAAUGAGUUUGCGCAGUGGGCAUAC